Molecule: messenger RNA, 2042 nt
Organism: Oncorhynchus nerka (sockeye salmon)
Lineage: Eukaryota; Metazoa; Chordata; Actinopteri; Salmoniformes; Salmonidae
Product: transmembrane 6 superfamily member 1-like
Exons: 11
Coding region: 160-1311 (383 amino acids)
Biological process (GO): regulation of lipid metabolic process; lipid homeostasis
Cellular component (GO): endoplasmic reticulum-Golgi intermediate compartment membrane; endoplasmic reticulum membrane
Source: RefSeq, a predicted model, not a curated record
CCCCAAAAGCUCCUAGUUCAUUAUUUCCCUGUAAAUAUGCUGUGUCUGCCCGAGGCCAACCAUAAUUUCAACAAUCCACAGGCCAAAACAGUGGCCAGACGUGGUCGGUGCUAGUGAUUCCCCAGGGACGCUUUGGCUGUUUCAUCUGCAGUUGAAGAGAUGGAGAGAUUAGUUUUCUUGUUUUCUCUGACUGCCCUUGUUGUCCUUCACUGCAUGAACACCACUCCAGAGUUCCAAGAGCCUGUUGUGAUACUGCAGAUUGGUAUUGCAGUGUUGGUGGUGGUGUGGUUCUUCUACUUCCUUAUCACCCGACGCAACCCGCCCAAAGACACCCUUUUCUAUGUGUUUGCUGAGUUUUCCUUCACUUGUGUCAUUGACCUUGUGAGUGCUAUGGAACAUGAUGGUUUUAUUUCCGGGUUUAUGGAAUUCUACCAGAAAACGGGAGAGCCCUAUCUGGGUACUGCCUAUGCCAUCAUGAUGUGCUACUGGGAUGGAAUAGUGCAUUUCAUCAUGUACCUCAUGAUGAUACAGCGCUUAUGGAACAGCAAGUCUUACCGCACCCUGGGUCUCUUCUGGGCUGGGUCGUUGUUUGCCAACAUGAGUGUCUUUGUGACAGGAAUUGUUGUAGGUAAAUUUGGAUCAGAUAUCCGUCCCGCCUUCUGGCUCAACAUGCCCUUCUUAAUGCUUCCAAUAUGGGGUGCGAUCAAGCUGUUCAACCAGCCCAAGAAUGGGCCAACCCUCGGUGGAUACAGGGCCCACUAUGAUCAGAGUUUUAAUCUCAUCUGGCGCCCUACAGACCUUCUCCUGGUGCUGCUGCUACUGGGGGCCAUGGCCUUCACUCUCUUCAGGGGCUUGGUAGCUCUUGACUCCCCUCUAGAGGCCUGUACCAUCUACCUCCGCCAGUACGAGCCCUAUCUGAAGGACCCGGUGGGCUACCCCAAGGUUAUGAUGUUGCACUUCCUGUUCUACAUGCUGCCUAUGCUGGGUGCCUUCAUCUACGGACUCGUAGUGCCUGGCUGCACCUGGAUGCCCGACUGGACUGUAUUUGUUGCUGGAGGCGUCGCCCAGUGUCAGUGGGCCCACAUUGGGGCAUCCCUCCACCCACGUACAGUGGCCCCAUUCCGGAUCCCAGACGAGGCUUUCCUGGCUGUCCUGGCAGCCAACCUGCUGUACGCUGUGAUCCCCUCCCUCAUCGCCAUGCGCUGCACCAGUAACACCAACUUCUUCUUGACCGUCACUAAACUUCCUGGGAUGGAGGGGAUGCCCUGGGUUCCUGAUGCUGACACCCUAGUCGAGAAGAAACACAAUUAAAGUUUACAUACUAAUAAAGUUACCAAGAAAGAUAUGCAAAUAGGUGUACAGAAUUGACUUCUGAUCUAUGAAUUUGUUUCUGUAUUAGUUUCUGUAACAAGUCCCAUAGGGAUACAUAGGAGCAAGUAAGUGUAUCACACAAGACAUCAUGUUCUCUUAGACCGGGACCCUCCAUUGAUCUACACUGCAGAGUCAGAGUGAGACACAGACUCCACUUUCCCCACAGCCUUUAGUUCAGGGCUCUCCAACACUCUUCCUGGAGAACUUCGACCCUAAUCAAGCACUUCAAUCAGCUGGUUGAUAAGCCGAAUCAGGUUAUUUUACAACUGGGGUUGGAGCAAAAACCUACAGGAGGGUAAUUGUCCAUGAACAGGGUUGGUGAGCCCUGCUUUAGUUUAUACAAACACGGAGGUGUUGACAACCAAAUCAUUUUUUCCACUUUUCAUUAGAAACUAAUGCGGCAGCCAGGUACUGGUACUGAGAAAUCCCUCCAAAAUAACUCACUCCAGUCAAGACAUCUUUAGAUGCAUUUAAUUUCAGUCGGACAAGAUCAAAUUCAAGCACCAGGGAGUGAGAAAGAAGGGGAGGGCUUUCCCAAACAUGAAUGUAAUUAUAUUUACAUACUGUAUGCAUUCAUAGUGGAUGAUAACAUGAAACCAUAUAGAAAAGCCAUGUUCCCUCAAAACACAAACUCCUUUUUGAGAGCAUAAUAAAAAAGAAUGGAUACCUUC